AAAGCGCUCGCCUUCCACAAAGGCGUGCUGGAAGUGGCUUUUGUGCGAUUCAUGCCACGAGAACAGUUAGGCAUUUACCGCGAGUAGCCCGCAGCGGAGCAUUUCCUUCGACUGACGCGCCGAUAGCGUCGCACGGUUCACCGGGAUUCGUUUAACGCGAUUCAUAGGAAAGUUGCCGACGUUGGUGCGGUUACACGACAGCCAGUGUCGACCGUGUCGCCGGCACAUAGUCGAGAAUCGCCUUCAAUGAAGUACGAAUUCCAGAUUUACGUCCCGAACAACCUGCAAACAAUACAGCCGCCUCGAACGAGCCUUCCAACCUACGAGGACGCUUGAACCCCACGAGGCGCAGCGAAGAAAGAAGUUGGCCAGCCUACUAAAAAUUCAAAACGCGAGCGAAUUUCCCCGGGAAUAAAUUUCCAAGUUUUCUCCGCGAGAACAGCCGAGCAAAUACAGCGCGGCGAGCUUACCCAACCCCGGAACAAACUAGGAAGUUUGACGCAUUGCCGGUGAAUAAACCGAAACGAUUGGUACGCAACAUUUGCCAGAAGAAAGGAGAAAUAACUUUAACUUUUCAACCUCGUUCGCGUUCAUCGAAUUAGAACAGGGACAAUGAAUACUCAAUCGAAUAUAACGACAAAUUCGGAAUUCAAAAAUCGAGGCGCGAUGCAAACGAUAACCUUGUCUGAGGCUGAUGGAAAAGACUACCCUGCAUCGCCUCGAGGAAGAACCUCGCACCUCCGAAGACAAAGCAUGUCCCUGACUGCCGUUAUAAACCAUAGAAGGGGUCUUCUCGGAGCGUUGAUUUCAGGAAUAGGCAGUAACAUGUCCCUACCGUCCUGUAUACCUCAGGAUCAAGAGUUCUUGACGGGACAACCGCCGGGGUACAAGGCUCAAACGCCGCUUCUCAACAAUCAAACUCACGCGGAGAAAAACGACGAGGCGCAAAAGCAACGGCCAAACUUCUUACCAUUGGCGCCCGUCAAUGCGGCUUGCGUGCCCAUCAACGCUCUGGAAGCCGCGAAAACUGCUAAACAGCAGAUCGUGGAUCAACGGUGGAAACCCGCGGAGAAGGGAAAAUGCCAUCGGGAAAUGAUAUCGAUCGUAAGCACCCUUUACGCAAAAUUGCUCAUCGUCAUUGGAAUCACCGUACCGAUCACAGCCAGCGUCACCGAACGAGUUCCGCCUUCUCUGAAUCAGGGAUUUUACCUCUAUCUGUAUUUGGUCAGCGUCGCUUUCGUGAUCGCGAUGUACGUCAUCAUGUUGAGAGACAAAGCCGUAAAGAAUCUGGCACGGAAGAACGAGAAUAAAGAACAGACUUACGCGUUCAACGAGAAAGGUGACCGCGAGAACGUCGAUCAGAUGCAACAGUACGGUAGCUUUUGUCUGAGGCUCGGCGCAGUGGGAUUUGGCGCUGGCUCGCUGGUAUUUACGGGAUUGCAAAUUGGGGCGGAAAUAGCUUCCGGUCCGUUCAGGGCGAUUACACCGGGUGCCAGACUGCUGUUGGUCACGGCCCAGAUGCACUUCAUAUUCCUGAACAGCAGAAGUCUCAGCAUGUCGAAACACACAGCCCUCGCGAAGAUAGGUCUGAUGCAUAUGAUCGCGACCAAUCUCUGCGAAUGGUUACAGGCACUCGUCGAAGAAACGCAACACGAAAUCGAUCAACUGGGCCAUACGCACGACGACGAGGACGGGAUCUUAAAAUCCCUUCUAAGAGACGCGAGCCCGUUCCUUUUUCCAUGCACAAUUGAAUUCAGUUUAAUUUGCGCGGUGAUACUGUUCGAGAUGUGGAAGAGGGUGAACGAGAAGAUCGAUGCAAAGAACGAGAGUCCGACGAGAUCUUCGUAUCAUCUUAGCAUAGACUGCAGCAGCUCUCACAGAGGUCUUUUCGGCGGGAUUCUGGUCGUCGCGGCAACGAUACUCAGCUUGAUUAUGUUCUUCGUGUUGAAGGAGGCCAAAAUGAAUAUAGCUAUCGUGCAAGUGACCGCGCUAGACGCGACUAUACUCGGUUUAGGCAUGAUCGCAUCGAUCGCCGGAACUCUGAAGUUGCAAGCCUUGCAACAAAAGAUCAUCAAGCCGUCAGACUUGGACACGACGUUAUUGGCCGCGGCUCAAGCCGGAGUUUAUCUGCACUGUCUGUUCGGUGUUGUCGGUGACAUAUUAACGAUGGGACAGAUCUGGGUGCUGUCGCUUUUUACAGACUUAUUGGCCCUGAUGCAAAGCACCAGCCAAACUUUGCUCAUUAAAAUCGCGUGGGGAAGACGGUGCUCGAGGAACGACAAGCCUGGCAAAGAACUAAUCACCUUUCUGAUAGUCGUCAACAUCGCCCUGUGGACGGUGAACACUUUAGAAAAAUCCCGCGCUGGGGUUCGACCGGAUCAUUUGCAAUUCUUCGGCGUUUGGGCGUGGACGAUCAUUACGCACGUUUCUAUGCCGCUUGCUAUAUUCUAUCGAUUUCACUCUGCAAUAUGCCUGUUCGAGAUAUGGAAGACCUGUUACAAGUGCAGGUCCACCAGCGUUGUACAAACGCCGUAUUGAAGUCAACGAUUUAUCCAAAACGAUCGAAUACCAUCCCUUGUAUAUAAUUUACGCAUCGAUAAAUUGUACAAACGUCGAGUAUCGUUUAACAAACGUAUUGCGCUACGCGAAAAGCAAACUCGAACGAACCCGGCGAAAUUGCGUUCCUCUUCAACCUUCCCUUUAAUUACCGGGCUAUUAAAAAGAGAGAAAACGAAAGGAAGGAGAAGGAGAAAGCAGGCGACCUUUCGCAAAUAACAAUGUUACAGGUCGUAGAAGGCAAACUUCCCGACGAUGUCUGCUACCCUGCCAUCGCGUGGAACUUGUAAGCUACCGGGUGACAAAGGGUGAAAGAGACGCUCCGAAGCUCGGCUGGCUGGUCGACGCGACGCGACGCGACGCUACGCGACGCGAUGGCACGAUUGCCGAAUCGAUAGAGGUGCGUACUCUUUUAUCGAUGUACACGGGAAAAGACACGAGGUAACGGUGAUGGUGGACAUCGACAGUUUGAUACGGUUUACGGUAAACACAUUUGGUAGCAAUCACAUCACAGGACCAGGCAAGCCUCGCUGCAGCGAGAAGUAGGUGAUGCUUCGGUGGUUGGAGAA
Messenger RNA from Colletes gigas, 3125 nucleotides. Its product is annotated as proton channel OtopLc-like. Gene Ontology annotation, molecular function: proton channel activity. The record is from RefSeq and is a predicted model, not a curated record. Gene Ontology annotation, biological process: proton transmembrane transport. NCBI's taxonomy places the organism in Eukaryota, Metazoa, Arthropoda, Insecta, Hymenoptera, Colletidae. The transcript is spliced from 12 exons. Gene Ontology annotation, cellular component: membrane. Bases 613 to 2538 code for a protein of 641 amino acids.